AAAAUAAUGAACAUCCGCCAAAAAUGCCACCUUAUAGCCACCUCGAAACCCCAAGCUCAAGAAGGCCAAUUGCUUGUUUCCGCCACACCGGAUCCGAGGUCGCGCUGCCUUCUUUGUCGACAUCUACAAGGGCGCUGCUCAAAACUUGUCGGCGAUGAUGUCCCUCGCUCGCUGGGCAGCUGUUGCUGCUUCGUUGCUCCUGUUAUCCCCUAGCACCCUCGCUGUUCCCACGCACGGAAAUGGCAAGACGACGCGGGAUGCCGUCUCGCCUCGAGCAGACGACGACUGGCACUGGGUAGCCACAUGGACAUCCAUGCCGCAGCUGGUCGAACCGAACAACAUGCCUCCGGCACCCUUUACCGGCGGCGGUGCCGUGUUCAGGGACGCCACCCUGCGCCAGACGGUUCACCUGUCCAUCGGAGCCGAGCGCCUACGUCUGCAGAUCAGCAACACCUUCGGCGGUAGCGACCUGCCCAUUACCGCGGCCACCAUCGCCCUGCCCCAGGGCGGCAAGGCUGGAGUGGCGGCCAUCGAUGCGUCCACUGUCAAACCGCUGACAUUCAACAACGGCUCGUCCUCCAUCACCAUCCCGCGAGGCGAGGUCGCCUACACGGACCCGAUCGACUUUACCGUCUCCCCGCAGGCCAACAUCGCCGUCUCGAUCUACUCCCAGGCGGGCCAGUCGGGAAGCAGCAUCACGGGACACCCGGGCAGCCGCACGACGUCGUGGAUGCAGUCGGGCAACCACGUCGACGCAGCCAGUCUUUCCGGCUCCACCACGAAACACUGGUACUUCCUCUCGGCCGUGGAAGUCUGGUCGCCACCGACGACGGGCGCGUUUGUGAUCCUGGGCGAUAGCAUCACGGACGGGCGGGGCAGCACCGACGACGGCAACGACCGGUGGCCGGACCUGCUCCUGGCGCGCAUGCAGGCCGCCGAGGGCGGCGGCAACCUGAGCCAGGUCGCCGUCGACAACCAGGCAGCGGGCGGCAACGCGGUGCUGUCCGGGGGGCUGGGGCCGACGCUGCUCUCGCGGUACCGGCGCGACGCGCUGCAGGUCGCCGGGGUGCGGUACGUCAUGAUCUUCGAGGGAGUCAACGACAUCGGCAGCGGGCCGGCCGACGCCGGGUCGCAGGCCGGCAUCGGCAGCCGGCUGCAGGACGCGUUCGCGCAGAUCACGGCCGACUGCAAGGCCGCCGGCAUCAAGACCAUCGGGGCCACCAUCACGCCCUUUGGCGGCAAUGGGCAGCCGUACUCGAACCCCACUAGGGAGCAGACGCGCGCCCAGGUAAACGAGUGGAUUCUGAACAGCGGGACGUUCGACGCGACCGUCGACUUCGCCUCGCUGGUGGCGAACCCGGCCAUCGCGAGCCAGCUGGCGCCCCAGUAUGACGGGGGCGAUCAUCUGCAUCCGAACGUGGCGGGCUACAAAGCGAUGGCGGACGGAUUUCCCUUGGACGUCUUUGAAUGAGCGGAGGAUGAUGGAAGAAGGUGAAAGGGGGGAAUAAGUUGUGGCAGCGAGGUGCCUGAGGGGUUGAAGGUAGUGGGAACGAGCAUGGAAGCAGAAAGCCGUGAUAAUGGGUAGAUCUAAACGAAAAUUGAAGAGGAAAGGGAGCAAGAAGAAUCAGGGAGUGGCUUGUUGGUCAACCGCGGUGAUAUUCUGACGCAUGCAGCUCUGCAUCUAGCAAUGCACUGGACUUGGCACUUCGGCUUCGAAUGGAGGAUGGGAAGGGCAAGACGAUGCUACACACACGUCAGACGCUCUGAUCUUAGCUUGGCCACGGGCCUGCUGGGGUUUACACUUACGCUUGUCCCCUGAAAGACCACUCAGGUUCAAAAGGGGCGGGUUCGCCGUCUUCUCCCAGAGGCCAGCCAAUUUCGAGAGUGGCAAGCACCGUAGCCAGCAUGAUAAGGAGGCUGUUCUCAGCUAGGUGCCUGCCGACGCAGAUGCUGCACACCGUGGCGAGUCAGCUGUUAUCGGCGCCCUAAUUAACACUUUUUAACGGGGCUACGCAC
Messenger RNA from Thermothelomyces thermophilus ATCC 42464, 2016 nucleotides. RefSeq lists its product as uncharacterized. The transcript is spliced from 3 exons. The coding region runs from base 158 to 1471 and encodes 437 amino acids. NCBI's taxonomy places the organism in Eukaryota, Fungi, Ascomycota, Sordariomycetes, Sordariales, Chaetomiaceae. The record is from RefSeq and is a predicted model, not a curated record.